Molecule: messenger RNA, 2673 nt
Organism: Rhizoctonia solani
Lineage: Eukaryota; Fungi; Basidiomycota; Agaricomycetes; Cantharellales; Ceratobasidiaceae
Product: Sugar (and other) transporter
Exons: 17
Coding region: 1-2673 (890 amino acids)
Biological process (GO): transmembrane transport
Cellular component (GO): membrane
Molecular function (GO): myo-inositol:proton symporter activity
Source: RefSeq, a predicted model, not a curated record
AUGUCGUUCAGCAUAGGGAAAGAUACCAAAGUUUCAAUUCGACACAAUGAGAACUUUGAUGAUCCUGUCUCUAAAGUUAUGCGUGACCAGGCAACAGGAGAGAUAUCUGAAGAGGCCGUUCGCGCAGAAGGCGAGGAGAAAGUAACGAUGUUUGUAUGGAUACUGGUCCUUGCCAGUAGUAUUUCAGGCCUUUUGUUCGGUUAUGAUACUGGAGUUAUUAGCGGCGCCCUAGUUAGCAUUGGAUCUGACCUUGGCCCAGCGCAAUUAUCCAAUACACAGAAAGAAUUGAUUACAUCGGCUACAACCCUUGGAGCACUCAUUGGAGGUCUCGCUGGGGGCAUGAUUUCAGACUUUGUUGGCCGCAAACCAGUCCUUGCCGCUGCAAAUGUCAUCUUUAUUGGUGGUGCGAUUGGCCAGGCCGCAUGUCACACAGUCACUGCCAUGAUCGGCGGUCGGUUUCUCAUUGGUAUCGGCGUUGGACUGGCAGCUUGCAUGGCCCCUCUUUUCAUUGCUGAACUCAGUCCGACGAAGCUGCGUGGUCGUUUGGUGACCGUGAACUCGGUAUUUAUUACUGUUGUCGCUUAUGGUAUUGGCGCUGCCUUCGAAUCUUCCCGGGGUGGAUGGCGCUGGAUGGUUGGCCUCGGAGCCAUCCCAGCCGGAUUACAACUCAUUAUGCUGCCUUUCUUACCAGAGUCUCGCCUCGAUAGCUCGCAUCACGGCACGACGCGGUACAUGGAGCAGACACACAAAUGUAUGGCUAAAAUCUACGCUUAUGCGACGACUGAGCAAGUGGAAGAAAAGGUCAAGCUUUUACGUGCUUCCGUUCAAGAGAGCAUUGAUAUCCAAAAUAGCACUACGUUCUUUCAGCGAUUCAAGAGCAUCCUCGUAGUACCAGUAAAUCGCCGUGCGCUCAUUGUUGCUUGCGGCCUUCAGGCAUUUCAACAACUCAGCGGCUUCAACACACUCAUGUACUACUCCGCCACUCUGUUUAAGAGCAUCGGGUUCGACAAACCGACGGCUGUUGGCUUAAUUGUUGCCGGGACAAACUUUGUUUUCACAUUGGUAGCUCUGAAGUAUAUUGAUAUUGUUGGCCGUCGUAAGAUCAUGGUGUUCACACCUCCAGGCAUGAUCUUUGGCCUCACACUUGCUUCAAUAUCGUUCUUCUAUUUGACCAAGAGUACCGGUGGUGAACUCAUUGAAGGCACAGCCUACCCGAAGACGUGGAGUGGAAUCAUCCUGUUUUCUAUGGUCUUUUAUAUUGCUUCAUAUGCAACGGGUCUAGGCAACGUCCCAUGGCAGCAAAGCGAGCUUUUUGCCCUUGAGGUUCGUGGAAUUGGAGCAUCGAUUGCAACUAGUACAUGUUGGGCGGCCAACCUUGUCAUAGGCGCAACUUAUCUAUCUUUGAUGCACGCCAUUACACCAUCGGGUGCCUUUGGACUCUAUGCCGGUUUGUGUUUUCUUGGCUGGUUGUUUUGUAUCUUCUGCUAUCCUGAGACUUCCGGUUUGUCUCUCGAGGAAGUCAAGCUCAUCUUCAGAGAUGACUUUGGCAUCAGGGCAUCCCAACGUCUGAGAGCUGCAAAGAAGCAGAUAAGGGAAAGGGGAGAUGAACCCGGAUCUCCUACCAGCCGCAAUGGCUUGACUCAUACAAUUUACCAGCAACAAAAGAUCCUCACGUUAAUAAAUACAAUGGAGCUUCAUUUCAUUCUAGCCGAACCAACGGCUCAACGGCUACACUUAAAUUUCACGGGACAGCUGUAUAUAUACGGUGCAAAACGCUUUAACCAUGGGUUCUAUAGCGUAUCAAUUGACGGGGUCAUGUCUGAGCCAGCAGAUGGCUACGCCCCUGGACAAGGACUGUUCCAAGAAUUGUUGUUUUCCAGAGAACAGCUUACUGAUACGAUACACACACUCGUCCUAACUAAUAUAAUCCGGGAUAAUGCCCGCCCGUUUGUCGAUAUCGACUGUAUUGUAUGGACCCGGAGCGUUGACCGGCAAGUAAAGCAACGCAUCAUCGCAUACAACAAAUCGUUGAUAGAUAUUAAUGCAGAGAUGCACAAAGGAAGGAAAUUGAUGACAAAGACUCGAUGUUCAGCUUUCCUGGAUCUUCUGUAUGCGCACAGCAAUAUGGGGGAUGGAGGUCAUAAAUUGGUGGUAACCAAUCUAGAGAAUAAAGUACUGUUCAUUGACUAUGUGGAAGUGAUGUCCGGAGGCUCUGGGCUGAGUCGAGGAGCUAUUGCGGGCAUAGUGGUUAGCAUUGUAGCUGGUCUGGCGCUUAUUGCUGUACCCGUUUGGUUGCUUUUUGUCAAACGUCGACGAGCCAAGCGCCGUUUCUCAACUGACCUGGUCGGCGAUUCGGACGAUUCCCAAGCAGCACCAAUGGGGUGGUAUCCGCCCGGAAAUGAUUCAAUGCUUGUUGAACCGUUCACAGAAGAACCCAAUCGGAUAAAUGUUUCAGACAUGCCCAGCUCAUCUGGUCUCAACGGGUCCCGGGUUGGGAAGAUGAGUGCCCCUGGGGUAUACACGAACAGAAACCCAGAAGCUGGAUCUGGCAUGUCGAUUUCUGAAGCUAGAACAUAUGUACAUGUUGAGAGAGAUGCAGGCGCCUUACCACCAGGCUACAACGACAUUGAUUUAUCGAGAAUGGCCGAUGGGUCUUUCCGAAAUGCCAUGUAG